AUGAUGUUCAUUCCUAUGUGCUUUGAAUCUAAAGGUUUAGGAAAUAUAAUCAAAGAUUCUAAAAUGCAUUAUGAAUGGGAUUUUUGUUUUAGAUCUGAAAAAGAAAUUGAAACACAUAAAGUAAUUUUAAUACAUUCUAAACUUAAAAACAAAAUUUCUUUAAUUCAUAAUGGAAAUAGAAUGUAUCAGGAUAUUUUGUAAUUCAUUAAUACAUUUUAGAAAAGAUAAAUUUUCUUUUUAGUGGAUUAUUGAUGAAUUUUAUAAUAAAGCUAUGAUUUAUUAAGAAAAUAAAAUUUGGAAACUUUAAGUCAACAACAUCGAAUUUAAUGAAGGUUACUCUAAUCUUCAGGAAGAAUUAAUUCAACCUGUUGAUAAUUGA
Messenger RNA from Paramecium sonneborni, 379 nucleotides. Lineage: Eukaryota; Ciliophora; Oligohymenophorea; Peniculida; Parameciidae. The record is from the annotation of a GenBank genome assembly.